AUAUAUAUGUAUGUAUUUCUCAGUUUGAUCUCUUGCUCAGGAUCUCGGCUGAAACCCUCAUUUUUGCUUACAUAUAGAUAACUACAGUGAUGUCUCCAAGCAGUGAUCUCGCCGGUGAAAACGUAAUUUACGACAUAAAGUUGUCGACGGUGGUGCCGGCGAGCAUCACGGCGGAGGGCAAGACCCGCCAGUUAACCAACAUGGACUUGGCUAUGAAACUGCACUAUAUAACAACUGUGCAUUUCUUCGGCAGAGACGCGGCGGAGGGGUUGAGCAUCCAGGAUCUCAAGAAUCCCAUGUUUCAGUGGCUGCAGCCGUACUACCCCAUCUGCGGCAGAAUUAGGCGGCACGACGGCGGCGGCAGGCCAUUCAUCAAGUGCAACGACAGCGGGGUUAGGAUCGUGGAGGCGAAAUGCGCAAAAACGGUGGAUGAGUGGCUGGAGACCGUCAACGGAGGCGAUCAUCACCGCCUGCUGGUUUACAAACAGCCUCUCGUCGCUGAUAAUUUCGGAUUCACGCCGCUCGUGUUUCUGCAGUUUACAGAGUUCAAAUGUGGAGGACUGUGUGUGGGAAUGAGUUGGGCUCAUAUUCUUGGAGAUGCAUUUUCAGCUACAGAGUGCAUCAACAUGUGGGGAAAAUUCAUGGCAAAUCGAACACCAGCACCCCACAUUCUCAGCACACCACCCAUCAUCCACCACCUUGAGAUGGCAUCGUCUUGCCGGUCCCUGAAACUAUUGGAUCCCCUUGGAGACAACUGGUUGACUCCAAACAACUUGAAAAUGCAAAUGGACACUUUUCACCUCACAGAGAAACAGUUGAGUGAUCAGCUGUCCGGAGGGAAUAAGAAUUAUAAGGUGAAGCCUUUUGAACUGAUCUCUGCUAUUGUAUGGAAAUCUUUGGCCAAAAUAAGGGACAGUUGUAGUAUGAUUGUGACGGUGUGUAAGAAGGGAGAGUUUGUUCAAACUAGUAUGGAAAAUGAAUUGCCUGGGAAUAUGCAUCAGGUGAUUGGGAUAGUUGAGGCUGAAAUGACUGGAACUGAUCCACUUGAAUUAGCUGAGCUGAUUGCUGGGAAGCUUGUGGACGAAACGAGCAUGAUCGAGAAACGAAUGGAGGGAGGGAGCGUGAAUGGGCAUCCGGCUGAUUAUAUCCUGUAUGGAGCAAAUCUUACAUUUGUUAACUUGGAAGAUGUUAAUCUGUGUGGGCUGAAACUGAGGGGACAGGGGCCGGUUUUCGCCAACUUAAGCAUCGGAGGGGUGGGCGAUGAAGGGGCUGUUGUGGUGGUUCCAUAUUCAGGACAGGGAAAUGGAAGUGGUGGGAGAACUGUGAAUGUGAUUCUGCCUGAACCUCAACUUUUACAGCUGAAGAAUGAGCUGAGGGUGGAGUGGGGCAUCCUCUGAAGGGAUUCUUAUGUUCAUCUUCCUCCAACUAUGGUCUAAAUGUAUUAAUUGUCUGUAACGUUUUGUUUGAAUAAUUACACGAACAUCACAUAUUAUAAUAUUUGAUUAAUUAAUAAAAUAAUUUUUAUUUUUCAGUUA
Molecule: messenger RNA, 1535 nt
Organism: Sesamum indicum (sesame)
Lineage: Eukaryota; Viridiplantae; Streptophyta; Magnoliopsida; Lamiales; Pedaliaceae
Product: protein ECERIFERUM 2
Molecular function (GO): acyltransferase activity, transferring groups other than amino-acyl groups
Source: RefSeq, a predicted model, not a curated record